Messenger RNA from Cyphomyrmex costatus, 1653 nucleotides. It is a transcript of the gene Fa2h, whose product is annotated as Fatty acid 2-hydroxylase. Gene Ontology annotation, molecular function: iron ion binding; fatty acid 2-hydroxylase activity; heme binding. The coding region runs from base 586 to 1653 and encodes 355 amino acids. Lineage: Eukaryota; Metazoa; Arthropoda; Insecta; Hymenoptera; Formicidae. Gene Ontology annotation, biological process: fatty acid metabolic process; lipid biosynthetic process. Gene Ontology annotation, cellular component: endoplasmic reticulum; membrane. The transcript is spliced from 7 exons. The record is from RefSeq and is a predicted model, not a curated record.
GGGGGGAGUGUGUGUGUGUAUGAGAGAGAGAGAAAUUCUUCAUUACUAUUGGUCAACUAUUUCCAUGUCAUUUGUUAAGGAUUAAAAAGUCUCUACAACCGUCAUACGUAACAUUCCUUCUUCUUGAAUCAAACUUUUCAUAUAUACGUUUGUAAACAAAUUCGUCCUCAACGAUUGAACAUUUCAUGAAUACAACGUUUUUUGGCCUACAUUCUUAUCGGGCAAAAAAUUAUAAUGGCACCGUGAAUACAGAGAAACACGCUUGUCCUGUACAUUUCAGUAUUCGUUUGACUUUCGCUUGAACCGUUUGUAUCUGACGCGCUCGGUAAUUCCUCGCAGUAAUAUGUACAUAUAGUUAUAAAUGACAUAAUUAGUGUUGAAUAGUUCUGUCUUGGGCUGUUAAAGUUCAGUUACAAGCACUUCUCAUCACAGAAAAAGAAAAUUCCCUCUAACCUGCGAAAUUUUCUUAAGUUAUUGAAUUACCGAGUCACAUAACGUCAGCUCUUUAGUAGAAUGCACUGAAGUGUACAGUGCGCACUGAGUCUUACAUCACGCGCGUAACUCGCUUUUUUUAUACCUUCUGAUAUGGCUGCUCAUCGAGGUAAAAAAUUCGAUACUGCACGUCAUUUAGAGAACAUAAAUGAGAAUGUUUUGACAAUGAAAAACUCUGACAUGGUUUGUGUAAACGAAACGAAAAAUCAUAACAUUGACGACACGCCGCGAGAAGAAAUGACUGAGUUUCUCGUUAAAUAUCGCGAUCGUAUUUAUAAUAUUUACAAUUUCUUGAAUAAUCAUCCUGGAGGAAAAAACACGCUUAUGCGUCUCAAGGAUCGAGACUUGGAUAAAGAAUUAGCAAAAAAUCCUCACUCGAAGUCUGCUUACUAUCUUCUCGAAGAAUUCGCUGUACAACAUCAAGUGAGAUACAAUGAAUACGAAAAUUUAAUAAACUGGGACAAGCCUAUGUUAUGGCAAGUAGGUUUUAUGGGUGAACAAUAUUGGGAAUGGGUAAAUCUGCCAGUAAACCGGCCUAUUCGAUUUUUCCAAUCCGACAUUUUAGAGAAAUUAUCGAUUUCACCAUGGUAUAUUCUACCAAUUAUCUGGCUACCCAUAAUUACAUAUUUCUUUUACAUGGGCUGUGCCUCGAAUGAUUUGACAAAUAUUGUACAAAAUAUUCUACCAUCUCUCGUUCUGGGGCUAUUCAUAUGGACCAUUUUAGAAUAUUUCUUUCAUCGAAAAAUAUUUCACUUUAGGCCACCACAUAACUCGAAAGUACUGAUUACUCUACAUUUCUUGUUACAUGGAAAUCAUCACAAGGCACCAUUGGAUAAUCGAAGACAAGUAUUCCCACCGACAUUCGCUUUAUUUUUGGCAGCAAUUGCUUGGGAAAUUUAUAAGGCUAUAUUUCCCGUGACAAUAGUUUAUUUUAUCGCUGCUGGUAGUACUAUAGGCUACUUGAGUUAUGAUUUAAUGCACUAUUAUUUGCAUAAUGGAGCACCAUUGGCAGAAUCAUAUCUAUAUACAAUGAAAAGAAAACAUAACUAUCAUCAUUUUGUACAUCAUGACCAAGGAUUUGGAAUCACUAAUGGAUUGUGGGAUCAAAUACUUAAUACAGAUUUAACUUUGAGAGAAUUAAAGGAACCUUUAAAAUGGUGA